AUGCCAAAGGCUACCACCGCCAAGAAGUCAGCUCCUGUCGAGCCUGCCAAGAAGAAGAAGAUGUCUGCCUACAACACCUUCAUGAAGGAGGAGCUCCCCAAGUACAAAAGCAAGAACCCCGGUGUUGACCACAAGGAGGCCUUCAAGCAUGUCGCCGGUCUCUGGAAGAACUCACCCGCCAACCCCAAGCGCGGACAGUAA
Molecule: messenger RNA, 201 nt
Organism: Linnemannia hyalina
Lineage: Eukaryota; Fungi; Mortierellomycota; Mortierellomycetes; Mortierellales; Mortierellaceae
Source: the annotation of a GenBank genome assembly